Molecule: messenger RNA, 1404 nt
Organism: Loa loa (African eye worm)
Lineage: Eukaryota; Metazoa; Nematoda; Chromadorea; Rhabditida; Onchocercidae
Exons: 6
Coding region: 126-1304 (392 amino acids)
Biological process (GO): vesicle fusion; calcium-ion regulated exocytosis; cellular response to calcium ion
Cellular component (GO): membrane; synapse; axon
Molecular function (GO): clathrin binding; phosphatidylserine binding; calcium-dependent phospholipid binding
Source: RefSeq, a predicted model, not a curated record
UUUCAGAACUAGAAUGCACAGAAUUGAUUGCAAAAUCGAUACAGCGUUUGGGCCUUGCAAGAGAAUUCAAGAGGAUGGAAUAAAGGCUUGUUCUUAUUGUGUUGUGCCUCACUUGUGAUCGUGGAAUGGUUGUAGUCAAGCCGCCUUCAAAUACUUUCUACUUUUCUUCCAAUGUAAUCCUGUAUUUGACAAUCGGUGGAGCUGGUUUUGCAUACUUAGUAGUUUUGUCGAUAUGCAUUCUUCGACGGCAGCGAUACGCAAGUUUUAUGAAACGUGAUGUUUUGAUUAAAUCCCAUAUUGCUGUUGCUUUAAAAUAUGAAAACGAAAAAGGUCCAGGAGGUCUGAAAAACUCACCAUCAUCACUCUCAUCACCGUUUUCCUCUGAUAGCUCGGGCUCUAGUCCUGUUAUACCAGCUCAAUCAUCCAUUAUUUCACCACAACCGUUGAGCCGGUUGCCUCCUUUACAGCUAGGAUCAAUUCGAGGAUUUAUCCGUUUCAGUGUUCACUACAGCAUCGAGAAUUCAACAUUACAGGUUAACAUAAUAUCUUGUCGGGAUUUACCAGAAUUAGUGGUGCCAUCCGAUGGUCAAUGUCUCCUGGAACCAUAUGUCAAACUUCAACUACUACCGGAGAAAGAACACCGUGUUAAGACUCGUCUUGUUCGUGCAUCUAGAAAUCCGCAAUAUGAUGAAAUAUUUUCUAUGUAUGGAAUGGAUACAUUACAACUCCCUACAACCAGUUUGCAUUUCGCGGUGAUUGCAUUCGAUCGUUACAGUCGAGAUACACUACUAGGUGAAGCAGUAUACCCACUGAAAGAUGCAAAUUUGUUGAGCAGUGAGAUUAUCACCGUGGAUUUGAAACUAGAAGGUCGUGGAAAAGGAACAAAUAAUGACAACCGUGGACAAGUAUUGCUAUCAUUGUGCUAUCAGCCAACGACACAUAGGGUUACAGUUGUAUUGAUUAAAGCGAAAGGUUUGCCAAAAUUGGAUGUCAGUGGAAUGGCUGAUCCAUAUAUUAAAAUUUAUUUGCUGUAUAAGGAGCAGCGGAUUUCCAAGAAGAAGAGUCAUGUGAAAAAAUGUACACUAUCACCGGUUUACAAUGAAUCGUUUGUUUUUGAGUUGCCAUGCACUGAGGAAGAAGACUUGGAUAACGUUAAAUUUGAAAUUGUGGUUAUGGACUGGGAUCGCUUGACGAAAAAUGAGGUGAUGGGUAAAUGUUUUAUAGGAUCCAGUGAUGAGCACUGGCUUCAGGUACGGAGCAAUCCACGACGCCAAAUUGCUGAAUGGCAUCAGUUGUCCGUCUGAACUAGAAAUCGAAAAAUCUCAAACUAAAUUAUCAUAUUUUCCUCACUACAUUAUUCCUAAAAUCACAGGUGUGUAUUGUGCCAAUUUAAAAAAUUCCGUU